Prunus armeniaca (apricot) is the source of this 1845-nucleotide messenger RNA. The record is from the annotation of a GenBank genome assembly. Lineage: Eukaryota; Viridiplantae; Streptophyta; Magnoliopsida; Rosales; Rosaceae.
AUGGGCAAUUCCCACACGUCCACCGACACCAAAAACCUAAAGUUUACAGAGACAUUCACAGAUGUCUCAAACCCUUUUACUCUAUAUUCCUCAGAUCAACCUGGGAAUAUUCUGGUCUCCAAUACACUUCAAGGAGACAACUAUAGUACCUGGAGUCGUGCUAUGCGAGACAGCUUGAGCGCGAAGAAUAAACUUGGCAUGGUUGAUGGCACCAUCGACCCUCCACCAGACACUGACAAACAAUUUGCAUCAUGGCAAAGAUGCAAUGAUAUGGUCCUUGCCUGGAUUCUCAAUGUCAGGUACUCGCUAUCCUCUAUCUCACUAUGUCUCGCUCAUAGUGAUCCUCAAUGGCGAGCUGCCAUGGACUCUGAACUUCUGGCCUUUGAACAAAACAACACAUGGACUCUCACUACCCUUCCUCCUGGUCAUCGCGCCAUCGGUUGCAAAUGGGUCUACAAAAUCAUGUACCACUCUGACGGUACCAUCGAGCGUUAUAAAGCUCGCCUCGUUGCCAAAGGUUUUACACAACGCGAAGGUAUCGAUUACAAGGAAACCUUUGCUCCUGUUGCUAAACUCAUCACAGUUCGCUGUCUGUUAGCCGUUGCCUCUGUCCGUAAUUGGUCCUUACAUCAAAUGGAUGUUCAUAAUGCCUUCCUUCGCGGUGAUCUUAGUGAGGAAGUUUAUAUGCAGCUGCCUCCUGGGCUUCGUCCGCAGGGGGAGCAUAAUGUAUGCCGACUCAACAAGUCCCUCUAUGGCCUCAAGCAAGCCUCUCGCAGCUGGUUUCAUAAAUUUUCCACUGCCAUAAACCAAGCCGGCUACCAGCAGUCAAUGGCCGACUACUCCCUAUUCACUAAGGUGCUUGGAAAAUCAUUUACUGCUGUUUUGAUUUAUGUCGACGACAUGAUUAUAACAGGCAAUGAUGAGGCUGACAUCCAUGAUCUCAAACAAUUCCUUCAGUCCCACUUUCGACUUAAGGAUCUUGGACACUUGAAGUAUUUCCUUGGUGUGGAGGUGGCUCGGUCUUCUCAAGGAAUCUCCAUUUCCCAACGUAAGUUCACACUUGACAUUCUUGAUGAAGCCGGCUUACUCGGUGCAAAGCCUGCAACGUUUCCCAUGGAAGAAAGCUUGAGAUUAUCUCCCACGGAAGGGCAACUUCUCCACAAUGCCUCGAAAUACAGGAGGCUCGUUGGGAAACUCAUUUAUCUCACGAUCACUAGGCCGGAGAUUUCAUACUCGGUUCAUAUACUCAGCCAAUUCAUGCAACAACCAAGAAAGCCUCAUCUUGACGCAGUUCACCGUCUUCUACGAUACUUAAAGGGGUCACCUAGACAAGGGCUUCUUUUUCCUUCAAAUGGGAGUUUAAUGUUGCAAGGAUAUUGCGACGCCGACUGGGCUCGAUGUCCACUUACGAGAAGAUCUGUCACAGGCUAUUGUAUAUUCCUUGGGGGUGCUCUAGUAUCUUGGAAAACCAAGAAACAAUCCACUGUUUCACGAUCCUCAGCUGAAGCCGAGUAUCGUGCCAUGGCCUCUGCUACAAGUGAGCUUGUGUGGAUGAAGUUCUUAUUGGCUGACCUGCACAUUGAUCACAAGAGUCCGGCAAAGCUACACUGCGACAACCAAGCUGCACUUCACAUAACUGCCAAUCCAGUCUUUCACGAACGCACCAAACACAUAGAGAUCGACUGUCAUGUUGUUCGUGAGCGCAUACGCUCUGGGGUUAUUUCGACAGCUUAUGUACCUACUGGACAGCAGCUUGCCGAUAUAUUCACCAAGCCACUUGGACAAUCAACAUUCCGUUCUCUACUUGGCAAGAUGGGUGUUCUUGACAUUCACACUCCACCUUGA